Molecule: messenger RNA, 1667 nt
Organism: Dicentrarchus labrax (European seabass)
Lineage: Eukaryota; Metazoa; Chordata; Actinopteri; Moronidae
Exons: 6
Coding region: 350-1141 (263 amino acids)
Source: RefSeq, a predicted model, not a curated record
UGUGCGGAGCUAGAAACGUCCAAAACACCUCCCUGUUUCUGUAGCAUCCUCCACGUGAUACACUGCUCUGUGUGACGGUGUGGGUUCAGUUCCCGGUACCUUAACGGGACGAACUGUACUUUAACUAGUCUACUUCAGUUUCGCUGCAGUUUCUAGGCUCUAGUGAACUAUCUCCCCCAUGUUGAGGCGCCGGCUGGUUUUGGUCAGGUAGAGCAACCCCCCCACCUACCGGAGGACUCGCGCGACAGCGGCAGAUUUAGCAAAGCCCCUCACGAGAAGUUUCUGGAUAGAGAGCUCGCGCACCGCCACCGGGCCGUCGAGUCCAGCGUUUGUAAAGAUAACAUUAGCAAUGAGCGGUGCUAUGAAUUUCAAAAACUGCGGCUCUGUGCUGGUAACGGGAGCCAGCCGAGGGCUCGGGCUGCAGAUAGUCGACAGCCUGGCGAGUGGAGGUUUCUCACCCGGUAAGAUUAUAGCCACGACCAGAGAGCCGGAGAGAGCACAGAAACUUCAGGAACUGGCACAGAAACAUCCCAACAUCCACAUAAUCACACUGGAUGUAGUGAACCAGGAGAGUAUAGAGGGGUCUGUAGAAGAGGUGGGGCAGCUGGUACAACAAGAGGGUCUGAACUGCCUGAUCAACAAUGCAGGGAUCAAUGUGGUGGCCGACUUCCAUACCGUUACUGCAGAGAUGAUGAUAGAAAACUUCCGUACUAAUGCUGUGGCUCCUCUAAUGAUCACCAAGGCCUUCCUGCCUCUGUUGAAGCAAGCUGCGUCCAGAGGAGGAGCAGGUGGCACAGGAAGCAUGGGCAUCCAGAGGGCAGCAGUCAUUAACAUGACCUCUCUGCUGGGCUCUGUGGAGCUCAACUGGGGGGAACGGGCCAACAACUUCAAAUGGUACCCCUACAGGACAUCCAAGAGUGCCCUAAACAUGGUGAGUCGCUGUAUGGCUGUAGACCUGGAGCCUAAUGGGAUUCUCUGCAUGGCUAUACACCCUGGCUGGGUCCGCACUGACAUGGGAGGGUCUCAGGCUCCACUGAGUCCAGAGGAGAGCGUUUCUUCCGUCUUGUCUGUGAUUGGUGGACUGACUGAAAAGGAUAAUGGGUCAUUUCUGAACUUUACAGGAGAGGUGUUGCCUUGGUGAUCCUUUUCAUCAAAGUAAUGAGUAGGAUGAUUAUAAGCACAAAUAAUAGAUCCUAACGGCUGUUUAUUCAGUUUGGAAUAACUUCAGCUAUGCAAGAGUGUUACAAACAGUGUUGAUAGCUCUAUGUUUUAGUAGAAGAAUCAUGCAUAUUGUUACUUAAUUGUUUAUAUAUAUAAUAUAUAUAGCUACACACUGUUUCUUUGAUCUGAUAACAAAUCAAACUCACUGUCAGAUAAACAGACCUGGUUGGGAAAGUCUUAACAGAAACCUUCUCAGAGUUGUGCUUUGAUUGUCCACAAUGUACAUUUAAGCAGAAAUUUGGUCAUUGAAAGUGAAUUAUCUGCAGUGGUAAUGCAAUUGCUGUCUCUUCUCAAGUGUUUGUUUCCUGCAGUUUAAUGUACUUUUUUAUUAGAAUAUAGUAGAAUCUAUAUACAUGUAUUAGAAAUACAUCGCUGCUGUGUAAAUAAGAGAGAGAGCAUUUUAUGUUUUUAUUGUGAAAAAGUAAUAAAGGUUUGAGUGUUCAUGA